AUGCCGUCCGGAUAUUUCACCUGCCCUGUUGCUGGUAUUCACGUACGUCGUACGGAUAAAAUUCAACUGAAGGAAGCUGAAUUCCACAAUCUGCCUGAGUACAUGCUUCCGGUGGAGCGAUUUUUCCAACGAAAACUAAUGGAGUAUCAGUUGAAGACAGGAAGUAAUGUGUCGCCUCCCUGGUCUAAACGGCGGAGGGUGUUUUUGGCCUCCGAUGAUCCAUCCGUCUUUAAGGAGGCCAGACGGUCAUAUCCAGACUACGAGUUCAUCGGUGAUGAAAAACGUGCCACAUCGGCCUACAUUCAUUCAGUUCGUGCCACACUCGGAAUUUAUACCGAUGUUCGAAUGCUGGCCAGCACUGACUUUCUAUCCUGCACUAUGUCUUCUAAUAUUUGCAGAAUGGCGUCUGAGUACAUGCUGGCCGAUAACCGGAUGAAUAGCGAUUCAACUUUGCACGCGGAGUCGGUGGACGUAAUGUACUUCAAUGUAGGUGAGCGGAAGCGCUGGUGGCGGGCACUCGCAGACUACCCUCCACUAAACAUAUCUCGUGAUGAUCGAGUCUCUCCCAUUGAGAACAAAGAAGCCUAUUUCCUGAAGGUUCAGCGAAGACAGAAUGGUUUGAAAACUGAACUAAAACUGCCGACGUUUCUUUUUGAAGAAGAAGUCCUUCGUUUCCCAGACCGUGAUUAA
Spirometra erinaceieuropaei is the source of this 690-nucleotide messenger RNA. Lineage: Eukaryota; Metazoa; Platyhelminthes; Cestoda; Diphyllobothriidea; Diphyllobothriidae. The record is from the annotation of a GenBank genome assembly.